AUGGCGACCGUGUGGCGUUCCCAGAGCGCGUUCGCUCGAAUUUUUGCUGGAAAAAGCGGGUUGAUCCUGAACAACACUGCGGAUUUGGGUGCUAAACUUAAUCCGGCUUCAAUAUCGACGUUGAAAAAACAUUACUCAAACUAUGCUCACUCUCCUUUCGUCAGAAAAAUCCAAGAACAAUAUGAAUUUGAGAUUAUAAAGAAUCCACCGGAAUGGGAAUAUGUUCAGAGACUUUUACCGUUCGAAAGUAUUCCAAAAAUCACACCGAAAGCGGCUUACCCCUCUGGAUGGAUUCCACAAAAGGAAGAAGCCAGUAAUUUACCUUACUUUAUUGAGAGGAACAAGAAUCAGGACUUAUCCAUUUACCUCGAUAUAUCAUAUAGAGGAAUGAGAAAAAUUUCUAAAAUAAAAAAAAUCGAGGGCGAUAUUUGGUUAAUGAAUGAUGAUGUAAAAGAUUUUUUGAAGAAAAGAUAUAAGCGUUACAUUGAAACUCGAGUUCACGAGUUAGGGAAGUUCAUCGAGGUAAAAGGAGACUAUGUAAACGCUCUAAACGAAUGGGCCUAUAGUAAAGGUUUUUAA
Molecule: messenger RNA, 579 nt
Organism: Leptosia nina
Lineage: Eukaryota; Metazoa; Arthropoda; Insecta; Lepidoptera; Pieridae
Source: the annotation of a GenBank genome assembly